Messenger RNA from Brachypodium distachyon (stiff brome), 1418 nucleotides. RefSeq lists its product as uncharacterized. The record is from RefSeq and is a predicted model, not a curated record. The transcript has 2 exons. Bases 297 to 995 code for a protein of 232 amino acids. Lineage: Eukaryota; Viridiplantae; Streptophyta; Magnoliopsida; Poales; Poaceae. Gene Ontology annotation, molecular function: polysaccharide binding.
UCCUCCGACUUGCCCGUCAACGGGGUUAUAGUCAAGUUACCAGGGGAAUUGGCAGCUCAUGGCUGGCUUACCCGUCCAAGGGGUCAUUCUGACAACGAACUGAAGUUGGACUCCGUUCAAUCGUCGUUCCCAUAUAGAGUAGCAGGGAGUACCAUUCAUUCUUCACCCAUUUACAGUAUCCUCUCGAUCUACUUCUGUGCGUGCCUACAGGCAGUUCAGUUCAGAAGUACAGUCGAUCACUACCCCCUUUGUACGCCUUGUCUGUCGAUCAGACGUUCCAAAUCUUAUAUCCUCCGAUGCCUCCGAGCAGCUGGUUCUUGCUCGUCUUCGUCUGGUGGCUGCUGCUGGCGCUCGCCGCGUCUGAUCAGGAGCAGCAGGAGCAAGGGGGAGAAGGCUGCUCGGCGCCCAAGAGGUGCGGCAAGCUGAAUAUCUCCCGCCCGUUCUGGCUCACUGACUGGCGGACGGGGAGAUCGUGUGAUCGCCCAGAUUUCGAGGUCACUUGCUUUAAUAACACAACUCCUCCAGUUCUACGGAGCUCUCUACCCCGCUUUGGUUUUGCGAUCAUCAACAUCUCUUACGAGGAACGCAGUUUGCGUGUCGUUGAUGGACACAAACUGGAAGCCUUUUCCCCGCAAAAAAAGGAAGCCUCAGGCCGCUGUGUCCCGAGCUGGAACACCUCCGUCAGACUGGCCCCUCCGUUCAGCAUCGACCCCGUCGCCAACAUGGAGCUCAUCUUCUACAGCUGCACAGAAGCUGCGGCGGCGGCACAUCGGGACGACGGGUCGAGUACACCGGUGGAGAUGCCGUGGUUUGGGAACGAGAGCAACGUGUUUGUCCGCGCGGGAGGGCGUUACGGUGCGACCGGGGACGGAAACUACACUAUACAGGGCUGCGCCGCUACGGUCAUGCCAGUGCAAUCAUCAGGCGAGGUGGAUGCGAGCCACUACAAGGAGCUCAUCCGCCAUGGCUUCGUCCUCACAUGGCCUGCAGUUUGACCUCGUACAGGUUGGCCCCAGGCACCGGCGUGACUGCGUACAGUCUGUCUGCGCUUACCGUUUACCCGUGACUCCACGCGUGUACGGACACCGUUUUAAGUUCUCAACCAAGUGGAAGAAGACGCAGAGAAACUCCUCCUUGGUCUCUCUCCGACAGGAGGCAGCGGCGUGCGGCAUCCGGAACCGAGACGAUGAACUCCUCCUUGGUCUCUCUCCGGUCACGUCUGUCACUUAUCACUGCUGAUCACGACGACCCGGGAAAAUUCCAUCCCCGCUGCCCAGCAGAGAGAGACGUCGUGCGAUCAGUCAAACGUUUCGGCCAUGACCCACUCCAUCCACACUGACUUGCUAAUACAUAUACUUACCUUGAUGCAGUUCGAUCAAUCGUACUACUGGAUUAUUAUUAUAUUGUCCUCCUCUGUU